Molecule: messenger RNA, 1482 nt
Organism: Leptopilina heterotoma
Lineage: Eukaryota; Metazoa; Arthropoda; Insecta; Hymenoptera; Figitidae
Exons: 2
Coding region: 294-1355 (353 amino acids)
Source: RefSeq, a predicted model, not a curated record
GAAAGAUUGUUUCUAUUUCUCACGAACAAUUUUUUAAAUUUUCGAAGAUUCAUAAAAAUAAUUUUUUUAGGUUACUUAGAAUGUUUAUCAAAAGCCACGUCUUAGUGGAAAGAAAUACAUCUUUUUGACAAGAUUAAGGAAGUUUUUGACGAGGUUUUUGAGCAAUCAAGAAAAAAGAUUUCUCGAUUAAAAGAUAAAAUACGAAAGCAUAGAGAAACUUAAACCACACGUUGAGUUGUUUAAUUGCUGUAUACGAAAUUAAAAAGAAAAUUUGUAUAUUCUCUUGAUUGAAAAUGAAUAAAAUUGCACUCGGAAAUAUUAUUACAAUAAUAUUUUCUUUAACAAUACAAAUUGCAGUGUCAACGAGAAUAUUACCAACUGAGCGUUUAGAGAUGGCUAAUGAUUUUUAUGACAGAAAAUUAUUAGCAAUCGACAAUCAUAUUAAUUAUCCUUUCAAGUAUGAAGCGUGGGUCAUGUUGGAAAAUCAUGUUCUCAGUGUGCAUAAACUCGAUUAUUUUCUUCAAGAAAUAAAUAAAACUGGAAAGCCAAUUGAAUUCUUUCACGAUAUGAAACUAAUAAAUCCUAUUCAUUUCAAAGUUUUGCGAUAUUUUACUUUUAUGGAAUCAAACUAUUUUGAUAUUAAUGAUGCUGGUGAUUGUUUCAAAAAUCUUAAUUCAAAUGUAUUUAAUAAUUCAUUUGAAAUAUCAUUUCAACAUUUAUUCUACAGUUAUGUAAGAAUGAAACUCAACGAAUUACUUUCAUUUGAAGAUUAUUAUGCUCUUAGAAUUUUUCUACAAGAUUAUUCGCAAAUUAACUUGGAAAAUCCUCUAGGCUGGAGAAUAAGAAGAGCAAUUUUUAAUUUGGCUAUUCGUCAAUAUAAAGAGAGACCACAAUUAUCAUCUGAUUCCGAUGUUGCAGAACUUUGUACAUUCUAUUUAAUAAAAUCGGAAAAAUUUAUUUGUGAUAUUAAAAAGAAUGACGUUAUUCGUGUCAAAGAAUUUCAGGUUUGCAGUGGUGGUAAUCAAAAGUAUGAAUCUCUUAUCAAGGAAAUUACACCUUUUACAUAUUUGGUCUCUUAUGAUGUGAACAUUUUGAAUAAUAUUCAAAUUGUGAAUUUAAAUGAAAUCACAGAAAGUAAUGAAGAUCUUUAUGUAAUUCUUCCUGAUACAAAAUUAAUUUUGUCUAAAAAACUGAACCCUGUUAGGCGAUCUGGAAUAAUUCUUCAACGUUUGAUUCAAAAUGUUUAUGUUUUGAAUAUAAAUGAUCAAAAGUUGCUGACAAAUUGGGCGAAUAAAGUUGAAAAUCUUCAAACCCUAGAGAAAGAAUAUUUAGAAUAUCAUUCCAGGAAUCAUUAACAUAAAAUGAAGAAAAUUAACGAAUUUUAUUAUUUUGUUCUACACUUAAAGGAAGGAAUUAAGAAAAAAAUAAAUACUAUAUUUAUUUUUAAAUUUCGAAAAAUGCAUUUUCAAUGUAUAUCGAAAA